GGCUCGUUACGCUCUUCAGAAUUCGACAUAUCUGAAUCCACUCCACUUCUGCUACAAGCGGCCACUGCUACAAUACGGGCUAUCUGAUUUUGGUAUGCCUUCGAGGGUUCCCGAUUGGAGACUUAUGGGUCCAAUACCGGAGAUGAAGGCAGACGAAGCAACCAUUUUCCCACUGCUCGAACCGCCACUAAGGGUGGUUCAGCGACUAAUCAGCAAUGCAGCCACCACAGCUGUGUUUUGCUGCCGAUAAGAAGUUGAUAGUCCGCGGAUUCCGGUUGGAUACUGUGUCGUAUGUUUGCAACAGUAACUACUUGGUUUUCGCCGUGGAACCACAUUUCGAGUGCGGUUUCAAAUUUGCAGCCGUUUUUGAGGCUCAUAUGAAUAAACAGGAACCAUACCCAAGUGGCGAAGGUAAUUUGCAAGUUUUCGCACGAGUCUUAGUUAUGGAUAAUAGAACCAUCUCUUCUCACCCCUUUCUCGGCAGAAGCACAGGCCGCGAGGUACUUCAUGAUGCCUUUUUGAAACGGGGUUCUUGGAUUCUCGCGAUGGGGCUAGAUCCACUAAGCGGACUGAGGGCUACUUGUGUCUUGCCCGAGUCGGGCAAUGAGAUAUCGUUGCACUACCACAUGGCCUUGGGAUCGGUAUCGAAAGGGAGGUCGUUGUUUGUGGCAAAGACUGGCUAUAUUGGCCUGAGACCCUCCGGCGUCCGGGAAGGUGACCAGGUGUGUGUGCUCUUUGGGGCGCAGACGCCAUUCAUCAUUCGACCCCAAACAAUGCCUAUGAAUUGAUGGAGGAUUGCUAUCUCCAUGGUGUCCUGGAUGGCGAGAUACGGCAUCUGAGAAGUACCUGCAAAGACUUUUGCAUAAUUUAAAAACUCGUUGAUUUGCGAGUAUAGAGCCACAAUUUCAAUUCCUUACCGAAGACUCACCAGCUAGAAACAAUACAUGAAACAGAGAUGUGGACGGCACUCGCGAUAACAAACACUGGAACCACUGAGAAGGUAA
Molecule: messenger RNA, 1004 nt
Organism: Hyaloscypha bicolor E
Lineage: Eukaryota; Fungi; Ascomycota; Leotiomycetes; Helotiales; Hyaloscyphaceae
Exons: 1
Coding region: 216-788 (190 amino acids)
Source: RefSeq, a predicted model, not a curated record